Trichogramma pretiosum is the source of this 2904-nucleotide messenger RNA. Its product is annotated as tetratricopeptide repeat protein 27. NCBI's taxonomy places the organism in Eukaryota, Metazoa, Arthropoda, Insecta, Hymenoptera, Trichogrammatidae. Bases 354 to 2759 code for a protein of 801 amino acids. The transcript has 9 exons. Gene Ontology annotation, molecular function: protein binding. The record is from RefSeq and is a predicted model, not a curated record.
UUAUACAUAAUCAUCUUAUAAAUUUUAUACAAGAUGCAUUUUAUUUAUCUCCACAUAUAGAUUUUUUUCUCUAUUAAGAUAUAUCUGUUAUUUCAUUCUGUUAUCUCUAAUUAUCUGUUACUUCUGUUAUCACGCCUUACAAUUAAAUGUGCAAUUGCGCAGUGCAUGGAUCUUUUGCCGGCUUGAGAAAUCAGCUGUUAUUUUAGGUUAAGUAAGACUUGUAACUGUCACAUCCACAUGCGUGGUGUCAUGCGAGUUUUAAAACUUGUAAAAAAAUUGAAGAAUCAUACAAAAAAAAUAACUAAUAAAUAAUACCUUUUAAAUAAUCUACAUUCGUUUUUCAAUCAAUUAUAAUGGAAGAAAAAACAACAAUUUCUUUGGAAAAAAAAUUAAUAUCAAAUGAACCACUAUCUGAAGAUGAAAAACCAUGUGGUUACAUACAAGAUAUUCUUGAUGGAAAUUUUGAAUCAGUUUUAAAUAGUGAUUUCUUUACUUCUAAACUUUCAAACUUUGUUAAUGAAGAAUUUGAAGAAAAUGUGAAAAAUCUGAUAAAUUCUGACUUAGAGGAUAGUGUAAAAUGGUUUCAUGGUGCGAUUGCUUCACUUUACUAUUUCAUACAAAAUAAUUAUCACCAGAUAUCAGGAAAUGAAAAUAUUGACUACUUGUUACCUCUGAGAAAAUUAGCAAUCAAUACUUUGGCACUGAAUGAUGACCAAUGCAAUGAAAAUGUAGCUAAACCAGAAUUAUUGUAUUUUGCUAAGAUAGUUUUAAAUAGUUCUCAAAUACAAAAACUAUACAUUAGCUCUAAAUGGUGGUUGUUUAGAGCUCAUCGUGUGCAUCAAGCAAUUUUAGAUAAUGUUUCAGAAGUAUUGUUUAAAGAUUCAGAAGAAUUGUUAAAACAACUCUUUGAAUCUCAAAAUGUGCUUACAGAAGUUAAAGAGAUUUCGCUCUUUAACACUGAAGUAGCAUAUUUUUAUUCAUAUUAUUCUAGAAUUCAAAGUUCUGAAAAAUAUUUAAAUAAUGCUGCAGAAGCAGCACAUUUAAGCUUAUGUCUAGAAGGUGCCUUAGGCAAGCGUACCAAAUACCAACGAGAAGAGAAAGCUCAACUUUACUUGAAACCUAAAUUAGAAAAAGAAAUAAUUCCUUACAGAUCAUGUGAAGUUCUCCCUAAAGUGAUAAACUUAUCCGAUGAUUUGAGAUUGGAGAAGAUUGCAUUUACAGAAGACACAGAAAUCGUUAAACUUGGAAGUUAUGAACAAGCAAUUGUUUUGGCUGCAUAUUUUCAUCUAUUGCGAUCACAACCAAAAGAUUUGCUGAGAGAUGAAGAAAUUAUUUCUUAUUUGAAUUGUGUUAUAGAUAAUACUGAUAAUUGGUGUCUGAAAGUAACAGCUUUGUACCAGCGUUGUUUAUUAGAAGCGAAGCAUAAAAGAACAAUAGAUAGAACUUUAAUGCAACUUGAAUAUUUGAAUGAACAAUUGUGCUCACAAUCUCCGCCAGUUUCAUUUAAAAUGGAUCUAUUUUUUGCUAGUGGUAUAAAGCCUCAAUGGUGCUUCAAACAGCAUCUAGCAGAUGUAAUGCGCGAUAUUGGCUUAGAAAAAGGAGCAUUGGAUAUUUACUUAGAUCUUGGACUGUGGGAACAGGUGAUUGGAUGUUAUACACAUUUGGGCCUAAAACAUAAGGCAGCAGAAAUUAUUAAACAAGAACUAGCCAAAAAACCAACAGUGAAAUUGUGGUGUUGGCUUGGAGAUGCUGAAAAUGAAGAGAAACAUUACGAGACAGCAUGGGAACUGUCUGGAGAAAAAAGUAGUAUAGUGCAAAGACACUGGGGCUUUUAUUACUACAUCAAACAAAACUAUAAAGAAGCAAUCCCCCACUUAAAAAGAUCAGUAGAGCUGAACAAUAUUCAAGAAAAUGUGUGGGUAAGACUGGGCUUUGCAGCUUUGCAAGUAGAAGAUUGGCAACUCGCAGCUAGUGCUUAUAGACAUUAUAACGCUUUGGAACAAUCGAGCUUCGAAGUUUGGAAUAAUUUAGCUAAAGCUUACAUUGAAUUAGGCGAUAAGCAGCGGGCGUGGCGAUCUUUACAAGACGCUCUCAAAUGCAAUUACGAUAAAUGGGAAGUUUGGGAUAACUUAAUGGUUGUCAGUAUAGAUUUGGGACAUUUCUCUGAGGUCAUUCGUUGCUACGAACGUCUCUUGGAGUUGAAAGGAACUCAUGUAGACGUGGAAGUCCUAGCAAUUUUGACAAAAGCAAUUGUAAAUGAUGUAAAAGACUUUUAUGGUAACUCAUCAAGGCAAUACUUGAAAAGAUCGUUGGAUCUGUUCGGUAAUUUGACCUCGAAAGUUUUGAAAAAUGCUGAUAUUUGGCUUUUAUACGCUGAACUCACGUUAUUGAAAAAAACCGAAAUGGAUAAUCAAAAAGCUGUCCAAUAUCUUCAGCGUGCAUAUCAUUGCGAAAAUCCAAGCUCGUUUAAAACUGUUGAAGAUGCCAACAGAGUUUUAAUGACGUGUAUACGUCUAGCCGAAAUUUCUCUUUAUUCUUCAAAUUGUGGCAGUUCGGAAGACGCACAAGGCCAAAAAAUAGAAAAAGAAAAUCGUUUUGUACUUGGAUGUGCUAAGCUUAUCCUUCAAUCAGUUAUCACAAAAAUGCAAAAUCUAAAAUGGGCAGAUGUGUCUGGCAUUGAAGAAAAUCUUACCACACUUAAAGAACAUCAUAAAAACAUAAAAGAAAAGCUAGAAGAAAUAAACGAGAGCAAGAAAUAGCUUUGAGAGAAUUUAUACUAUUAUUAUUCAUGUUGAAUAAUGUACAGCCAAUUUUUGUUAAAAAUUGUAAAAACUUGAAUGUUAUUUAAACAGCAGCUCCUGUUUUUUGAUUAAUUUCAAUGGAGUUGAAAAAGACUCAGAAAUC